AUGACUUCCCCAGCCGUCUACGUCUCAAACAACGAAGACGACAGUCGAGGAAUCCCUGUUCCCAGAGGGAACGAAGUCUUUACCCAAAGGGGAGAUAAAUUCGGUCCGCAUUUCAGGUCUCAAUCGACCCAUGCUUCCCUUAGCGCUCUUCGUCGCCUUUGUAACAUUCCUCAAGAAAUAGAAUUCUCUCAUCCUAGACCCAACGAGUCUCAGGAAAUAGUACGAGAAGGGAACCAGAUUAUUCCUCGUCCAACUGUUGAUUUCUUAUCUUUCUUUCGAAUCGUUUCCGAGGGUGAAACAAAUUGGAAUUCCUUCACCCUUCAACGUAUUCAUAAAACGGGGCUCGCUAUCAAAGAUGGUCAAACUCACCCUCUCAAUCCUCCUUCUGAAGAAAAAGACGCCUCGAGCCUGAAUGCUCGGGAUAAGAGAAAAAUGCUUGUCGAGACUAAGGUUCUUAAGGAUCAAUUAUCCGAAAUCGGGAAAAAGAAGCGGAUAGAUGCAAUCUCCAGGGUUGGUAACUUCCACAGGAAGACCCUCUUGGUUGAUGACGGUUCCUUAGAAGCGGCUUUGUCAAUUGCGGUGGAUACUCAUGGAGCCGAGAUUCCUAACAACCCUCCAGUUGCCACCGCUAUUUGCCCUUCCGCACAAGAGAGAGAGAGAGAGAGAGAUGUAACUUCUUCUCCUUACACAAAGAGGAAGGCUCCAGACUCAGAUACUUUAUCAAACGAGAAACUCAAAACCGUUAGAUUAAGUUCUCCGUUACGAGCCCCUAGCCCUUUGCAUUCUGUUUUCCCCUCUUCAGAACCUUUAGACUCUGAGCUCCCUCUUCCGGGAGACAGAGUAAUUCCAGAAGAAAUCGACGAGCCGAGACCGGAGGUUCCCUCGUCUCAAGGAUUGAGUGUUAGCACUCAAAACCCUUUACCCGCUUCGAUUUCUGAAACUAGCGGAGAAGAGAUUGGAGACAUCUUCCGAAGUUUUCAAACCAGGGGAGGGGCAUCCCUUCCCCCUUUUUCGGUUUGGAGGCCGGAAAUUUGUCAGAUGUACAUCAAUCGAGCCUACUACCUAUCCCAGGCGUUUAUGGAGACUAAUGGAAUGAUCUUCCAUUAUGAGAACCUUCUUCACCAAGCGAUGAGAGAGACCGCAGAGGCUAAUAAGGAGGUUGAUGAACUUAAAUUAGUCAAUCAGUCUGAGCGACUCGAGAAGGCGAAAGCCCUCGAGUCGUCUUUUGAGAAUAUGAAGAAGACUCUGGCAGCUAACGAGCAACGCAUCAGAAUUGCGAAUGCUGAAAGAGAUUUUGCGAGGUCUAAUGCUCUUCGCUUGAAGACUGAGUAA
Molecule: messenger RNA, 1332 nt
Organism: Arabidopsis lyrata subsp. lyrata
Lineage: Eukaryota; Viridiplantae; Streptophyta; Magnoliopsida; Brassicales; Brassicaceae
Exons: 4
Coding region: 1-1332 (443 amino acids)
Source: RefSeq, a predicted model, not a curated record